Scaptodrosophila lebanonensis is the source of this 3027-nucleotide messenger RNA. It is a transcript of the gene cpo, whose product is annotated as protein couch potato. The transcript has 12 exons. Lineage: Eukaryota; Metazoa; Arthropoda; Insecta; Diptera; Drosophilidae. The record is from RefSeq and is a predicted model, not a curated record. Gene Ontology annotation, molecular function: mRNA binding. The annotation marks the transcript as partial.
AUGGGGGCUGCUAAGAAUGCGAAAUCAUAUGCAGGGCAGCGUAGCGCAUCGCAUCGCGAGCACGUGGAAAUCAUAGCGAUAUCCAAUAAUUGUACAGAUACCGAAUACCUCCUCACAUGGAAGAUCUACUUCAGUGUGGGCGAGCACAGUCGCUCUGGCCAUCUCAACUCCUUUCAAAAAUUCAUAGCUACCAACCCUCAGCAAUUGCUCGGCAGCCCUCACCUGCUCACCAUAGCUGACCAGACGCCGUCGUUGUCGCCUCAUUUCUUGCUGCCAGCAACAUUGACAACCAACAACAGCAACAUCAUUAUUAACCACAAUAUCAACGGCCACAACAUAAACACCCGACUAGCGACCGGCGUGCACACUCCCCCCCAGCAGCAAGUGUUUGAAAAAGCCAUCACCAUUUCGUCGAUUGCGAUUAAACGCAGGCCGACGCUGCCGCAAACGCCAGCGAGUGCCCCACAGGUGUUGUCGCCCAAACGCCAGUGCGCCGCUGCCGUCUCAGUGCUGCCCGCGGUUACUCCGGGCGCCGUUGCACAUCUGCAAUACGAGUACGCUAGCUCCCCGGCCGCCGCCGCCGCUGCUGCAGCCGCCGCCGCAGCAGCUCUUAAGGGACAUCAGCUGAGCUUCAAUCCGACAGCAGCUGCUGCCGCCCAAUUGGCCGCUGCCGCUCAUCACGCUGCACAUCCCACAUCGCAGUUGGCCGCCGCCGUAGCCGCACAUCACCAACACCAACAGCAACAACAGCAACAGCAGCAGCAAGCCGUCGUUGCCGCCUACACAGUGCACCAGCAACAACAGUCGACAGCGUCUCACCUCCACACGUCACAGCAGCAGCAUCACCAGCAACAGCAACAGCAGCAACAACAUCAGCAGCAGCAACAGCGUCUGGCACAGUACAAUCAAGCGGCCGCUGCCGCUGCUCUGCUCAAUCAGCAUCUGCAUAACCAACACGUUGCAGUUUUACAGCAACAGCAUCCUACACAUUUUGUUAGCAGCGCGCCACAGACGCCUCAAUCAGCCUAUAGCGGCUAUCAGCUGCGACACGCCCACUACGCUCCACAACAGCAGCAACAGCAGCAUAUAUUGUUGAGCAGCAGCAGUAGCAAUAGCAGUAACAAGCACACCGGCAACUGCAGCAACAGCAAUAACAGUAGCAACAGCAACAACUCAGCGCCCUCGGCUAACAGCAGCGUGCCUGUGGCCAAUAAUAUAACAGCAGUUACCGCAGCACCAACAGCAAUAACAACAAGUGUAGGAGCAGAAGCAACAACAACUGCAGCAGCAACCACAACUGCAUUGACCGUUGCGACCACACCAACGGCCACAGCAGUCACAGCCGCUGCCGCCACAGGGAGCAGCAACAACAACUCACCAAAUAGCUCGCUGCACGAGUCGCACGAAUCGAACUCCUCGUCCGCAUCGACAACACCCUCGCCGGCAGGCAGUGUGAGCGCCAUUGCGGCCACACCCGCUAGCGACAGCAACAAUAACAGCAGCAGCAACAACAACACAACCGGCAACAGCAACGCCACAGCCAUAAUGGAGAAUCAAAUGGCUUUGGCCCCCCUGGGACUGUCACAGAGCAUGGACUCCGUGAACACGGCCAGCAAUGAAGAAGAGGUGCGCACACUUUUCGUCAGCGGUUUGCCCAUGGAUGCAAAGCCGCGUGAGCUUUACUUGUUAUUCAGAGCCUAUGAGGGCUACGAAGGAUCUCUACUUAAAGUCACUAGUAAAAAUGGCAAAACCGCUUCGCCCGUGGGUUUUGUAACAUUCCAUACAAGAGCCGGUGCCGAGGCCGCUAAACAGGAUUUACAGCAGGGUGUACGCUUCGACCCCGAUAUGCCCCAAACAAUUCGCUUGGAAUUCGCCAAGAGUAACACGAAAGUGAGCAAACCCAAACCACAGCCCAAUACAGCGACAACAGCCUCACAUCCUGCAUUGAUGCACCCACUCACUGGACAUCUGGGCGGUCCGUUCUUUCCGGGCGGACCCGAGCUAUGGCAUCAUCCGUUAGCCUAUUCGGCUGCCGCUGCCGCUGAGCUACCCGGAGCUGCUGCACUGCAGCAUGCAACUCUAGUGCAUCCGGCACUGCAUCCGCAGGUGCCCGUACGCUCCUAUCUCUGACUAAAUACAGACAAAGUUAUGGAGCAGCCUAUGCAUCAAACUCAAAUGACAAUGCCACCACAUCAUCAGACAACAGCUACUGCUAUUCAUCCAACUACCGCCAUGCAUAUGGCGGCUGCUGCCGCUGCGGCUGCGGGCCAGGGUGGUCCGGGCGGUGGCGGUGGAGCUGCUGCGGCACCACAAUCCGCUGCUGCGGCAAAUGCUGCGGCCGCUGCUGCACAACAUCAUCAUUUUUUAUCCAGUCCCGCUCUGGCGAGUCCGGCCGGUUCUACAAAUAAUGCCACACAUCCGGCUAAUCCGCAAAUAGCCGCCAAUGCGCCCUGCUCGACGCUCUUUGUGGCCAACUUGGGUCAAUUUGUGUCCGAGCACGAGCUCAAGGAGGUGUUCUCUAGUAUGCCUGGCUUUUGUCGCCUACGAAUGCACACAAAAGCAAUGGCCCCAAUCAGCGGCGCAAACUCUACUACUAACAAUGGCCAACAUCCUGUAGCUUUCAUUGAGUUCAAGGAUGCUUCGAGCGCUGCACAGGCCAUGCAACAACUGCAGGGCAAGUAUUUGCUCUCCUCGGAUCGUGGCUCCAUACGCAUCGAGUAUGCCAAGACCAAAAUGCUCAACGACAUGGUCAUGCUAAAUGGUCACAAGCAACUCCAGCAGCAACAGCAGCAACAACAGCAACAACAGCAACAACAACAUCAGCAGCAGCAACCACCAACACCACAUCAUUUGCUAAUUUUGAAUGGCGCUUAUGCAACAGCAGCAACAGCAACUGCUCCAGCAACGUUGCAAUCAUUGGAUUUGCCACCGCAUCUUAGCCAUGUUAAUAAUAGUAAUUUGCUCGUCACUGCACCACCACCACCAACAACAGCAACAACAGCACCAUCUAAUGCACCAUCAGCACCU